AAUCAAAGAUUUACUGCUGCGAUUGGGAAAUAAAAAAAUAAGGAAGCCUGUGACGGCUACCGCAGCCACCAUGGCCGUGCGGUUAGCAGACUCUUAACCCGAGUUAGCGGUGAUCUGAAUUUUGAUGCAUGCGGGAAGAGUUUUUUGUCCGAUCGUGUUGGCGAUGAUAUAAAUAAAUUCCUCCAGACUCUCCAAAAAUCAAAGCAGUCACAGACUCCACUCUCAUGCUCAAGUGCUUCUUCCCUUUAUUUGUUAAACAUUUGGAAAACCUGAUUGAUUGAUUGAGUUUUUCUUGCUUUGCGGAAGAAAAAUUUAACAAGAAAUCUGUAUCUCAUUUGUGAAGGAGAAAUUUUGCAGAAAAUCUUGGAUUGUUUUGAGUUUUCUUUCUCAUUUGCGGAGGAGAAAUUUCACAGAAAAUCUUGAUUGUUUUGAGUAUUGUUUCUCAUUUGCGGAGGAGGAAUUUUGGAGAAAGUCUUUUUGAUUGUUUGAGUUUUUCUCCUGUUUGGAAGAGUUUAGAAAAUUAACAAUGGUGUUGAGCUUUGAAGGUGCGGCAGAGCAUGCUUUCAACGCCACGGACCUGAAUCUUACCAGCGAAAUUUUUAGCAUGCUGGAGAACAGGUUCCUGGCGAGCGGUUACAACUGGCCGACCACAAAGCCUGCUGGAAACGGCACUGGAAAGAUCUGCAUUCUGUCUAUAGACGGUGGCGGCAUGCGCGGCAUUGUGGCGGGGAAAACUCUGGCUUAUUUGGAGGAGGCGCUGCAGAGGAAGAGCGGGAAUCCGGACGCUCGCCUGGCGGACUACGUUGAUGUUGCCAUUGGCACUGGUGUCGGUGGAAUGAUUGCGGCAUUAUUGCUCGCCGAUGGCGGCAAUGGCCGUCCUCUUUGCCGCGCACAGCACAUUGCUACUCUGCUUGCUAAUCAUGGCGCCCGGAUGUUCUCCAGAUCGAGCAGCUGUUUCACGAAGCUGUUUAGCAACCGUUUCUCCACUGCAAGCAUGGAGCAGGUCUUCAAAUCCUUGUUUGGGUCGAAAACCUUAAAAGACACUCUUAAGCCGCUUCUGAUCCCCUGCUACGAUUUAUCCAGUUCUGCACCAUUUCUGUUUUCCCGGGCAGAUGCACUGGAGACAGACAAUUUCGACUUCAAUCUAUGGGAAAUCUGCAGGGCAACAUCUGCAACACCAGGGUUUUUUAAGCCUGUUAAGAUGCAGUCUAUCGAUGGCCAGACCUCGUGUACUGCAUUAGAUGGGGGGCUUGUUAUGCACAAUCCUACUGUUGCCGCCGUUACGCAUGUGUUAAACAAUAAGCAAGAGUUUCCAUUUGUGAGAGGAGUGGAGGAUUUGUUGGUGUUGUCCGUGGGAACGGGGCAGUUUGAUCGGAAGUAUGAGUACCAGAGGGUGAAAGGAUGGGGGGCAUUCCAGUGGGCUAAGCCUGUUAUGAAGAUUGUCAAGGAUGGAGUUUCUGAUAUGGUUGAUCAUGCUAUUAGCAUGGCAUUUGGCCAGAAACUGCAGAAUUAUGUCAGAAUUCAGGCUAGUGGAUUCCCACAAGAAAACUUGGGUGACAUUGAUGAUCCCAGCCAAGCCAAUGUUGACAUGCUGAUGAAUUUUGCAGACAACAUGUUGAAGCAGAAGAGCAUGGAAUAUAUCCCAUUUGGUGGCAAGAAGAAACUUCCUCAGACCAAUGCAGAGAGAUUAGACUGGUUUGCAGAACAGCUAAUUUUGGAGCACAAGUCAAGAGUUUCAAGAACUAUACCAACAGUUCUUUUGAAGCAGCAGAGCCCUAGGAAUUCUGUAACAGAAGGCUCCUCAACACCAUAAACCAACACAGAUUCCUUUCAUUGAUCAUUCGCCAUGCGCUUGAUUAUAACCUCAAUCCUCCCUUUGACUGAAAUGACAGUGGGUGAAAAAGCAUAUAGUUAAUAUAUAAAUUGUAAAGACUGGAUUUGAAUACUAUUGAGUUUUGCAUCCCUAAGGGUGGGAAACUGGAAAAGAAUAUAACCACAAUUGAUUGGGCUUUGGUUGCUGUUCACUACUGUUUUACUACUAACUAACAGAGAUUGUAGACAACAGCAAUUGCCGCUUGCCAUAAAUGUUGACAGUCCAAGCUGAGCUGUGCUGUUUUCUUUCUGUUAAUCUGUAUGUUGGUAAAUCCUCUUGCCUUCCAUAUGGUUAAGAGAGAUCAGGAAAGAUGUGUGAUUUGUAGAAUGAGGAAAUGAGGUGGUAGGUGAGGAAAAUUUGGAUCUGAUAUGAUCUGAUCUGUAAUGUAGCUUAUUUUUGUAUAUUUGUUGUUGUGGAGUGUAUAGAGAUAAAUGAAAUUUGUUUUGGUUGUUGGCCUUUUGAA
Molecule: messenger RNA, 2336 nt
Organism: Cryptomeria japonica (Japanese cedar)
Lineage: Eukaryota; Viridiplantae; Streptophyta; Pinopsida; Cupressales; Cupressaceae
Product: patatin-like protein 7
Exons: 3
Coding region: 527-1813 (428 amino acids)
Biological process (GO): lipid metabolic process
Source: RefSeq, a predicted model, not a curated record